This is a messenger RNA of Dendronephthya gigantea, 2160 nucleotides long. RefSeq names its product fibrillin-2-like. The record is from RefSeq and is a predicted model, not a curated record. Gene Ontology annotation, molecular function: calcium ion binding. The coding region runs from base 1 to 2157 and encodes 718 amino acids. NCBI's taxonomy places the organism in Eukaryota, Metazoa, Cnidaria, Anthozoa, Malacalcyonacea, Nephtheidae. The transcript is spliced from 17 exons.
AUGGCAGAUAAAUUUCAUAAGAAACUGACCGGUUUACAUCAAUAUUUAAAAUUCAUUACCUUUAAAGAUGUUGAUGAAUGCACACUUUGGAUUCACAACUGUCACAGUCAGGCAACCUGCAGUAAUACCAAUGGGUCGUUCACUUGUACCUGCAAUGAAGGUUAUACAGGAGAUGGAAACACGUGUGAAGACAUAAAUGAAUGUGUUGGAGCAUCGCGAAAAUGUUCAGGUGCAGGUCAAGAAUGUUUCAACUUUCCUGGAGCAUUCCGUUGUUAUUGUAUUAGUCCAAGACAGCAAAUUAUUGAUGGAGAAUGUACUGAUAUUCAGGCCUCUGUCGAAGGUCAAUUUGUGAUUAUAAAUCGCGUCUACAUCUCCGCCUAUAAUGAUCCACAAAGUUUAGAGUACUUUCAAAUUACUCAACUGUUAACCAUUGAGGUUACGAAUCUCUACACGAGAACACCGAGGCUACGUUUUACCUUUCAGAGUGUCAUCAUUUUACGACUGUUCCCUGGAUCUGUUGGUUUUGAUUACGUUGCAACUUUCAAUGAUUCCGCUGGAAUAAACAGUGAAAAUAUUCAACAAGAGUUAGUCGAGUCAAUGAAUGUAACGCAAAACGGCACAUUUCUUGGAGCAGACUUCCAAAUCAGCAAGAGCACAAAUCUCACUGAAGUAAAAGACCAACUUAGUGUGAAAGAUUAUGACGAAUGUAAUCCACAAAAUAGUAUCCAUACUCCUGAUUGUGGCAACAACGCGUUAUGUAGGAACACAAACACUAGUUAUGAAUGUAUUUGUCUUUCUGGAUAUGAAAAAAAUAACACACGUUGUAUUGAUGUUGAUGAAUGCGCACUUGGGAAGGACAACUGUCACAAUCUAGCAACGUGUAAAAACACCAAUGGGUCGUUCACUUGUCCCUGCAAUGAAGGGUAUACAGGAAACGGAACUACGUGCGAAGAUGUUGACGAAUGCGCACUUGGGACUCAUAAUUGCGACAGUAAGGCAACGUGCAGUAAUACUACCGGUUCGUUCAUUUGUACCUGUAACGACGGUUAUACAGGAAAUGGUACUGCAUGCGAAGAUGUUGACGAAUGCACAGUUGGGACUCACAAUUGCCACAGUCAAGCAACGUGCAGUAAUACCACUGGGUCGUUCAAUUGCACCUGCAAUGAAGGUUAUACAGGAAAUGGAACCAUGUGUGAAGAUGUUGAUGAAUGCGCACUUGACACUGACAACUGUGACAAUGAAGCAACGUGUAAAAACACCACUGGCUCGUUUACUUGUACCUGUAAUGAAGGUUAUACAGGAGAUGGUGUCACGUGCGAAGAUGUUGACGAAUGCACAUUUGGGGCUCAUAAUUGUCACAGUCAGGCAACGUGCAGUAAUACCACUGGGUCGUUCAAUUGUACCUGCAAUAAAGGUUAUACAGGAAAUGGAACCAUGUGUGAAGAUGUGGACGAAUGCACAUUUGAAUUGCAUAAUUGUCACAGCCAAGCAACGUGUAAAAACACCGCUGGUUCGUUCAAUUGUACCUGUAAUGAAGGUUAUACAGGAGAUGGAACCACGUGCAAAGAUGUUAACGAAUGCGUACUUGGGACUCAUAAUUGCGACAGUAAGGCAACGUGCAGUAAUACCACCGAUUCGUUCAUUUGUACCUGUAAUGACGGUUAUACAGGAAAUGGUAUUGCAUGCGAAGAUGUUGACGAAUGCGCACUUGGGACUCACACCUGUCACAGUCAGGCAACGUGCAGUAAUACCAAUGGGUCGUUCACUUGUACCUGCAAUGAAGGUUAUACAGGAAAUGGAACCAUGUGUGAAGAUGUGAAUGAAUGUUUACAAGCUCCAUGUGGCAUUAAUUCUAUCUGUACAAACACUGAGGGAUCGUACGUUUGUGGAUGUCAUAUUGGAUAUGAAACAAAUGCCAAAAGUACAAAUUGUGCAGAUGUUGAUGAGUGUGCAAUAGGCCUGUGUAGUUUAAAUGCAAACUGCACAAACACGAAUGGUUCAUACUUUUGUGUAUGCAAAAGUGGUUUUGGGGGAAAUGGGAGAACCUGUUUAGGGUGCCUGCUGAUGCUUUACACUAAUCUGAAUAUUAUUGCUACCAUUUUUGUAUUCACAACAAACACAACGAAGCUCAAUCUCGAAGUGAAAUUCUACUUUUGAAAG